AUGUUUACACUAAUGAAAUUGGCAUUUCAUGCAUGCGAUGAAAGAAGCAAACACUGGUAUAACACUAUCCCCAAAAAUGUUAUCAAAAUUGAUAUUAAAAAUUGUUGUGAUGAUCUUAUUCAAAUAAUCAAAGAGAAAACAAGUGUAAAUAAUACAAAUACAGUAUGUCAAACUGCCUCAACAUAUGGACAUUUAGACUGUUUGAUGCUUGCUCAUCAGAUGCAAUUUUCUUGGAACAGUAAAACAUGUUCUGCUGCAGCCAGAAAUGGGCAAUUGAAAUGUUUGAUGUAUGCACAUGAGAAUGGAUGCUCCUGGAAUAAAUUUACAUGUUCUUAUGCUGCACUUAAUGGACAUAUAAAUUGUUUAAGAUAUGCACAUGAAAACAAUUGUCCGUGGAACUCACAUACAAUAGACAGUGCUGUAAAAAAAGGAUAUUUAGAAUGUUUAAUAUAUGCUCACGAACAUGGAUGUCCAUGGGGUAUACUGUCAUGUACUAUGGCAGCUAUUAAUGGACAUUUGGAGUGUUUAAAAUAUUGUUUCGAAAACGGAUGUGAUUGGGACGAAACUACGUGCAUGAUGUCAGCGUAUUAUGGACAUUUUGAUUGUUUGCAAUAUGCGCAUGACAAUGGUUGUCCAUGGGGUACUAUGACCAGUACUUUUGCUGCAAAGUCUGGAAACUUAAAAUGUUUGAUAUAUGUUCAUGAGAAUGGGUGUGCUUGGGAUACGGGUACAACUUACAAAGCAGCAGAGGAAGGAAAUUUGAAUUGUCUGAAGUAUGCUCAUAAAAAUGGAUGCCCAUGGGAUGAGAAUGUAACCUUUAUUGCUGCAUUUAAAGGUAAUCUAAAAUGCUUAAAAUACGCCCAUAAAAAUGGAUGCCCAUGGAAUGAAUCCACAAGUUUAGCAUGUGUUAAAAAUGGAUCUUUUGAUUGUUUAUUAUAUGCUCAUAAAAACGGAUGUCCUCUCAAUGGUGUUACACGCAGACUUAUUAUCAAGGAUAAACGGCUAAAAAAAAAGACAAAAAAAUUGCUUUUAGGUCUGGAAAUAUGAAAUUACUCAUUAAGUAGUUUUUGUGUUAUUAUUGACUGUGGUCAAUAAUAUUAUGAGUAUUGGUUCUUUUAAAUUUGUUUCAUACAACAAAAUAGCUAAGACCAUUUAAUUCUAUUUAACAUUUGAUAGUAAAAUUGUUUUUGUUGUUAGUUAAAAGC
Messenger RNA from Rhopalosiphum maidis (corn leaf aphid), 1205 nucleotides. RefSeq lists its product as uncharacterized. The transcript has a single exon. Gene Ontology annotation, molecular function: protein binding. The record is from RefSeq and is a predicted model, not a curated record. Bases 1 to 1047 code for a protein of 348 amino acids. NCBI's taxonomy places the organism in Eukaryota, Metazoa, Arthropoda, Insecta, Hemiptera, Aphididae.